This is a messenger RNA of Salarias fasciatus (jewelled blenny), 3090 nucleotides long. RefSeq names its product ADP-ribosylation factor interacting protein 1 (arfaptin 1) (gene arfip1). The record is from RefSeq and is a predicted model, not a curated record. Gene Ontology annotation, biological process: intracellular protein transport; regulation of Arp2/3 complex-mediated actin nucleation. The coding region runs from base 244 to 1731 and encodes 495 amino acids. The transcript is spliced from 10 exons. Gene Ontology annotation, molecular function: phospholipid binding; protein domain specific binding. NCBI's taxonomy places the organism in Eukaryota, Metazoa, Chordata, Actinopteri, Blenniiformes, Blenniidae. Gene Ontology annotation, cellular component: trans-Golgi network membrane.
UGGAUGGCCCGCUGGGUGCACUGAAUCAGUCUUUCCGGGAUUCAAGCCUGCGUGUGGAUGGUGAAGCUCCACCGUGGACAAAUUCGUACUUUAUCUAUGCGGGGUUUGCAUUGAAAUCGAGUACAGCGGCCUUAAAGAAAAGCUCCAUUGCGACGCCGCGUUCGGGACUUCAGCGUUGAAUCUCUCCAGCUGCUAGCCCUUUUACAGCUACAUAGUUAGCCCCAGCCUCUGCCACGGACAGGUAUGUCUGAAGUUAGUCUUGAGGCCGAGUCGGGGAAGACCUCAGCCGAGGACCUUCAGAUGGAUGGUCAGGAUGAUGGCAAAUCAGAUAAUAGUUUGAGUGAGGACUUGAAUCAGGAGAAUGUAGACGACGACCGGGGAAUAGAUGACACGCCUGGCGUGCUGUACGACGUCAAUAUCGAGAGUGAUGAGGAAAAAGCAGAAAGCAGUGAUAGAACCGGUGAUCCGGAGGACAAUGGGAAGGAUAUUCAGCAGGAAAGUGUGCUAACUGACAGUGUAGACAAAGGGGAACAUGAGACAAACCACCGUGUUGAGACACCAGACGAAAGCGGAGAUUCUCAGCCUGAAACAAAGGAAAGCACCAUGGCUGAGGAGGGUCUUAGAAGCUCAGCUGCUGAGAUCUCAGUCACCAGUAACGGAGACCUGGAUCAGAACCCCGAGUCAGUGUUCCAGAGGGAUGCUUACCCAGCCGGCCCCGGGGCCCUGAACCUGUCGGACCCUCGCAUCACUUCCAACAACUUUGCUUCAACCACAGAGGGCAUCAUUGAAUCGGGACCGUACAAAGGGUCAGCAAGCCUGCCCGCCUCUCCCGUGACGCCUGUAGCUCCCAGCUCGGCUGUCGCUAGCCGCCUGGCGCGCUCUUCCAGCUGUAGCCAGGCAGAGCAAGGCUCGAUGAAAUCUCAGCCGCAGAGCGGAGCGGUGGUCCUGUCCGACGACCUGAAGAACCCGGCCAUGGAGAAACUGGAGCUCGUGAGAAAGUGGAGCAUCAACACUUACAAAUGCACCAGGCAGAUCCUGUCGGAGAAGCUGGGUCGGGGCUCCAGGACGGUGGAUCUGGAGCUGGAGGCCCAGAUCGACGUGCUGCGCGACAACAAGAAGAAGUACCAGAACGUGAUCAAGCUGGCGCAGACGCUGGCCAGCCAGCUGUCUCAGAUCAUGCAGACGCAGAGGCAGCUCGGCGACGCCUUCGCCGACCUCAGCCUCAAGUCACCGGAGCUCCACGAGGAGUUCGGCUACAACGCUGACACCCAAAAGCUGCUGUCCAAAAACGGCGAGACGCUGCUGGGAGCCAUCAACUUCUUCAUCGCGAGCGUGAACACGCUCGUGGACAAAACAAUCGAGGACACCAUGAUUAACAUCAAACAGUAUGAAAUAGCCAGGGUCGAAUACGAUGCGUACCGCACGGACUUGGAGGAGCUGAAUCUGGGGCCGCGCGACGCCAACACCAUGCCGAAGAUCGAGCUGUCCCAGCAGCAGUUCCAGAUCCACCGCGAGAAGUACGAGAGGAUGCGGAACGACGUGUCGGUCAAGCUCAAGUUCCUGGAGGAGAACAAGGUGAAGGUAUUGCAUAACCAGCUCAUCCUGUUCCACAACGCCAUCGCUGCGUACUACGCUGGAAACCAGCAGCAGCUGGAAGAGACACUCAAGCAGUUCCACAUCAAGUUGAAAAUGCCCGGAGGAGACAAUCCGUCUUUCCUGGAAGAGCACUAAUCACUCCUUCCUCCUGAGGUCUUAUUGGCUCAGUUUUACAGCAGAUGUCACUACAGGAACCUUCUUCCCACUUAAACUCUUGUUGUUUCUUCCUUUCUUUAGAGAAAAAAAAAAAAGCAAAUGCUCAGAAAACAUUCCCCACUCCGUUUACCUCGAUAUGAGGCCAGUUUUCAUCCAUGUAGUUCCUCCGAAUCAUCGUUAAAGCACUUUCAUGGCGUUGGGCAGAGCGGUUGACCGGGAGUUGCUGCAGCAAAACACACCUGGAAACUUCAGAUGCCUUUUUGUAUUGGAGCACGUGAAUGCUGCGUCCCGGCACACUGGACGUGUUGCUUUUGUUCCGGCAGCUGUGGGAAUCAAAAUAACUGCCGUUUUAUCGCAAUUUUCACAUUGAAUUCACCGACACUGGGGUGUGAAGUUCUAACCAAUUAGUUCUUUUCUUCUUCUGUUUUUUUUUUUUUUUUUUUUUAACAAUGAAUUUUCACAAUGCUUUCCGACAACGGGGGAUUAAGGGUCAUGCACCUUGGAUACUUUCACCAGCAAACUUUGGGAAUACAUUGUAUUCACCGUUACUCCAGAGAGAUUUAAGAGAAAUCUGCCACACCGUCUAGUUACUGUUGGCUUAUUGCAGAAACUGGGAUUGUUUCCACCAAGUCCUCGAGUUAAAAAAAAAACAAAACAAUAAAUGAAACACACAUCUGCCUACCAGCACCUCUGAAGCUUACUAACACAGAAGCCAAAGCGUAUGAAAUCAAGUUGUGGGUUUUUAGGUGGGCAGACUGACUUUCAUGUUUUAUUUUCUAUUUUAACAAGCUUUUAGUUCAAACUUCAGACGUGUCCGCUAGCUUCUGCAAAACCAAAGUAUUUCCCGCAUAUUUGAAACACUCCUUUCUGAAAAGAUGCUACCUGAGAUCAACAUGUCCCACAGAUUUUUUUUUUUUUAAAGCAUCGCAUUCGCCCUGCUUUGUCUACAUUUAGAGACUUGAAUGUGUCGAUUAAAAAAAAAAAAAAAAUGAAGGACCAGCCUUAUCUGAAUGACAUGUGCCUUGAUUUUUAGGAAUUUCCUCCUCCUCUUCCCCGCCGAGCUGCCCGCUCUCCAUGUUUGAAUGCAGGUGUUCUCACGACCGUUACUUCAGGGCUGACUUUUAAUGAAAGACAAUGGACCAAACACAAACACGCCCACUCCUGGAAGAGCUUCUACAACGUGUUCAAAAACACAGAAUGGUAGCUGUUUUUUUUUUUUUUUUUUUGUUUUUAAAUAAAACACCAUUUUACACCAGAAAGUCAAAAUCUGCUUGAAGAUACGCUGUUCUCAAAGAUAUUUAUCCACAUUGCACAUAUGCACAUUUAUGCAUUUGAGAC